AUGAAAAGUGUGCCGAAUCCGGUCGAUCCCGAUGGGCUGACACAUGCAAACCGACCGAGCGCUCCACAGCCCGACCUCUUCUGCUUUCCGCAUCCACAUCAGUCGACCGAUAUCGCUUCACAUCCCAGAUACAAAUGGUGGCACUCGAACACGCUACUCGUGGGAACGUUUCUUUGUCUGUAUUGAACGACGACUGCAUACGUCUCAUAGUCGACAAAUUGCGCCUCAUAGUGAUUCGUGACGACAGAUGGGAUACUGCCCACUCUCUGAAGCACUUUUCUGUGGUCGCACGCCGAUAUCGACAGCUCGCAGUCCCUAUUUUAUUCUCUCGCUGCCGUGUUUCUCUGUACCAUCCGAAGCGCCUCUUCAUCCCUGAGAACUUGUGGUCAUAUGUCCGCACAAUCACCUUCUUCGGAGAUUUUUAUCCCUACGACUUUUAUGGGAAAUACCCCGCCGAAGAAUAUCUAAUCUCCGUCAUGCCCCGACUAACCUCCUUGGAAGUAGUGCGCUUUGUCGGGAGUGAUGGAGGAGUCCCAGCAUACUUUUUUGAGGCCAUAAUUCUCGCACCGCGGCUCAGGGCGAUCCACGUAGAGGAUCACACUCAUUGGCCGGUAUCUGACCGUGCAUGGUCGAUGCGUGUUGGACAUCUCCCCGAAGACACACCCGUAGUCCCGCUCCACGUGCAGGAAUUUACAUGGACACGUCAUAUCUGGAGAGAUGUCGGCAGUUAUUACUUUCCCAAAGAAAUGGUAUUCUUCUCGUCGUUCAUCUCGCGCAUGCGACCUACGCUGCGUAGACUACAUCUUACCGCGGAAUCAUUCUGUCAUCGGGAGCUUUGUUCAUACCCGUGGCCUUCUCUUGUCGAACUCUCGAUCACUGGACAACAUCCUCUGCAAUCCACUAUCGGUCUAGAUUUCUCACCACUUUUUAACAAUAUCCCCUCCCUUCAAACUUUCAGUCUCAGUACGCCCCAGUCUGCAGAUUCGUCGCGAAUCUUUCUUCUACAACCCACCAACACCAGUUCACAUAUUGGCCUGACCUCGCUCCAGAGUGUCAGUAUAUCCUUCCCCGACCCGGAUGACGCCAUCUUUGGCUUCCUUUCUCGGUCACUGCGCCAUUUGUCUCUGACCGACUGGCCACGUCAUUAUCUUCGAGUUGACGAGAACGAUUGUGUACUUCGUCGAGGAUGGACUUCUCCCAUAUUAACGUCGAGAGAGCUCCUUAAUAUAGUCCGCCGUUGUCACCUUCCCGAGUUGGAAAGUCUCGAGGUUGUGUACCAGGCGGACCCCAGCGACACAGUUGAUGUCUUACUUCACAUCGCUCAGGCGUUUUCUGCUCUACACACGCUCAAACUUUUCCGGUAUCGGUCGUCUAGCAGUGACCCUGUUCAUGAGGUCAGUCUCCUAGAUCCUCUCAUUGUAUCUCUGCUCACGUACUUUUCG
Molecule: messenger RNA, 1442 nt
Organism: Stereum hirsutum FP-91666 SS1
Lineage: Eukaryota; Fungi; Basidiomycota; Agaricomycetes; Russulales; Stereaceae
Exons: 4
Source: RefSeq, a predicted model, not a curated record